Messenger RNA from Cottoperca gobio, 1571 nucleotides. RefSeq names its product mitochondrial calcium uniporter regulator 1 (gene mcur1). NCBI's taxonomy places the organism in Eukaryota, Metazoa, Chordata, Actinopteri, Perciformes, Bovichtidae. Gene Ontology annotation, biological process: positive regulation of mitochondrial calcium ion concentration; calcium import into the mitochondrion. The record is from RefSeq and is a predicted model, not a curated record. Bases 168 to 1100 code for a protein of 310 amino acids. The transcript has 9 exons. Gene Ontology annotation, cellular component: mitochondrial inner membrane; mitochondrion.
AGUGUGGAUGUUUAACUUCCUCUGCCUCUCGAUAUAUGUGAUGGUAGGGCGGCAAUAACUAGGUGAAAGUUGCAUUAAAGCCACGGUAAAGAGGCAGUUGGUGAUAUGCUCGGGAUUUUCCCAGGCUGAAGUACAGCCCUGCUGCUGGCGGAAUACAAGCGUUGACAAUGGUGCUUAAACAGUGCCAUUCACGACUAAAACUUGGUGUUAACCACCCAGAAAAGUGGUAUGACCUUUCUUUUAUUCACGACAGAGUUUCCUGUGUUGUGACAGCGACCAUUUCCUCAAACAUGUCUAGUUUGACAUCUGUCAACACAUCACCGUGUGUCCGGUGUAUCGUCGCUCCACCGUUUAGGAACUUUGAGAAGCCGCUAUGGAGGGGGGCACGAGCUGGACGGAAGACUAUGCACCUGUCUGCAGUGACACAGAUGUCUACAAGAGAUCUGAGUACUUCCAUCAAAUCCUUCCAGGAUUUGAAAACGGAUUUACCAAAGUCUGAAGGUGGGAAGCUGCUUUUUGAUACCCAUGCAGUGGUCCAACUCUUUGAGAGAAAUGGCUUUACGACUGAGCAAGCUGAGGUGAUGGUUAAAGUAAUGGUGAGGAUGACAAACUCCAAUAUGGAUGUCAUUUAUGGUGCCAUGGUAACCAAAGUGCAGCAGGAAAUCAUGUUACAGCGUGUGAUGUCUCAGAUAGCAUCUGUAAAGAAGGACAUGAUAAUCCUUGAGAAGAGUGAGUUCUCUACUUUACUGGCAGAAAGUGAGAAACUCAAGAACCAGUUAUUGCACUUCAAGAUCCAACUGGCUGAUGCCAUGAAUAAAGUGCGCUCGGACACUGUUAUGGACAUGAAUUUGGAGAAAAGUCGUGCAAAAGAAUUGAAAGUAGAGCAUGAUAAGAUGCUUCUAGAAACGCGCACUGAGAUCAUGGAAAUGACUGCAGAGCAAGAUCGUCAUUUAACUCAGACCCACAUGAAAAUAGACACUGAAGUGGCUGGUUUGAAGACCAUGUUAGAGUCUCAUAAACUGGAUACUAUAAAAUACCUUGCAGGUUCAGUGUUCACCUGUCUCACUGUGGUCUUGGGUUUCUAUCGUAUUUGGAUGUAAGCAGGAUCAUGAAUAUGAUUUUUAUAUAACAUCUGGUGAUGCUUGACCUUCAAGAUAUCCUGUGAAUCUGACAACAACUCAGAGAAAAAGUUUCUUUCAUGUUGGAAAAACUAUCAUAUAAUCAUUCAAUCAAUGCAAUCUUUUCUUAGAAGUAGGAGUUAUAGUCAACAGAUCACUAGUCGAAGUUUUUUAAAUGAUGAAAUUAGAACUAAUAAAUUAUCUAUACUGUUUGACCUCUUAUUCACAUAAUCUUAUUUGAAACUGAAGGAACAUUUUUUUAAAUGUUAUGUAUUUAUUUUGAAUAUGUAUAUCGAGCUAUAUAUAUUGAAGAGAAGCUCAGAGGAAGGAGGGGUCGGUAUUUAACUUGUAUCUAACUUGUAUCUAACUUGUAUCUGCUUUGUGGUUUCAAACAUGAUUGAUUAACUUAUGUUAUUUCAAUUAAAUGAAUUGUCAAUAAAUGUAAAAAUUGUG